This is a messenger RNA of Vespa mandarinia (Asian giant hornet), 2726 nucleotides long. It is a transcript of the gene Hsc70-5, whose product is annotated as Heat shock protein 70 cognate 5. Gene Ontology annotation, biological process: protein folding. The record is from RefSeq and is a predicted model, not a curated record. NCBI's taxonomy places the organism in Eukaryota, Metazoa, Arthropoda, Insecta, Hymenoptera, Vespidae. Gene Ontology annotation, molecular function: ATP binding; ATP-dependent protein folding chaperone.
CUACGAAAGUGAUAAUAGCGUGCAUAGAGUGCGUAUCGUGAGUCUUUGUAGGAGUUGCAUCACUACACGUGAAGUUGGUCUUUAGAUUUCCGGUUCGUUUCUUCACCGAAAUUAGACUUAAUCAAAGAAAUAAACGAAAAUGUUGGCUGCCACAAGAUUGUUUAGCAGAAGCUGUAACGGUGUUGGCUGCGAUAUUGUCAGAAAACAGCAGUUCAGUACGAUACUUAAAAAUGUUGCAGCUCCUGGAAUUGUCCUACCUCAACGUUAUACAGAUUUACAACAAUGUCGUUACAAAUCUGAAGGUGUCAAAGGAGCUGUUAUUGGUAUUGAUCUUGGUACAACAUUUUCUUGUGUAGCAGUAAUGGAAGGUAAACAGCCAAAGGUUAUUGAGAAUUCUGAAGGUUCACGAACAACACCAUCUUAUAUUGCAUUCACCAAAGACGGAGAACGUUUAGUGGGUAUGCCUGCUAAACGGCAAGCAGUUACAAACUCUUCUAAUACAUUUUAUGCAACUAAACGACUCAUUGGGAGAAAAUUCGAUGAUGCUGAAGUGAAAAAAGACAUGAAAACAGUGUCCUAUAAAAUCGUGAAAGCAUCUAAUGGAGAUGCAUGGGUACAAGGAGGAGAUGGAAAGAUGUACUCUCCUAGUCAAAUUGGUGCUUUUGUACUUAUGAAAAUGAAAGAAACUGCAGAGGCAUAUCUUAGCACACCAGCUAAAAAUGCUGUCAUCACUGUGCCUGCAUAUUUCAAUGAUUCACAAAGGCAGGCUACAAAGGAUGCAGGUCAAAUUGCUGGAUUAAAUGUGCUUAGAGUAAUCAAUGAGCCUACUGCAGCUGCACUUGCAUAUGGUAUGGAUAAAACAGAUGAUAAAAUUAUUGCAGUAUACGACUUAGGUGGUGGUACUUUUGAUAUAUCGAUCUUAGAAAUUCAAAAAGGUGUUUUUGAAGUAAAAUCAACUAAUGGAGAUACAUUUUUGGGAGGUGAAGAUUUUGAUAACGCGUUAGUUAAUUAUUUGGUGACUGAAUUUAAAAAAGACCAAGGUAUAGAUGUGGCCAAAGAUGCUAUGGCUAUGCAACGAUUAAAGGAAGCAGCUGAAAAAGCGAAAAUUGAAUUAUCAAGUUCUUUACAAACUGAUAUAAAUCUACCAUAUUUAACCAUGGAUUCAAGUGGACCUAAACACUUGAAUCUUAAACUUACAAGAAGCAAAUUUGAAAGUCUUGUAAAUGACCUUAUUAAACGUACUGUACAACCAUGUCAAAAAGCUCUUUCUGAUGCUGAAAUAUCAAAAUCCGACAUCGGUGAAGUUCUUUUGGUUGGAGGGAUGACUAGAGUACCUAAAGUUCAACAAACAGUUCAAGAAAUAUUCGGUCGACAACCUUCAAAAGCUGUUAAUCCUGAUGAAGCUGUAGCUGUUGGUGCUGCUGUUCAAGGUGGUGUACUUGCUGGAGAUGUGACUGAUGUUCUCCUUCUCGAUGUUACGCCUCUGUCGCUGGGUAUCGAAACACUUGGGGGCGUCUUCACAAAAUUAAUAUCGCGAAACACAACUAUUCCUACGAAAAAAAGUCAAGUAUUUUCCACAGCGGCAGAUGGUCAAACUCAAGUAGAAAUUAAGGUUCAUCAAGGCGAACGAGAAAUGGCUUGUGACAAUAAACUUUUAGGGCAGUUCACAUUAGUCGGAAUACCUCCUGCUCCAAGAGGAGUUCCUCAAAUUGAAGUAACAUUUGAUAUUGAUGCAAAUGGUAUCGUUCAUGUAUCUGCUAGGGACAAGGGUACUGGCAAAGAACAACAAAUUGUAAUUCAGUCCAGUGGUGGUCUAAGCAAAGACGAAAUUGAAAAUAUGGUAAAGAAUGCAGAACAAUAUGCUAAAGCAGACAAGAUAAAAAAAGAUAGAGUAGAAGCUGUUAAUCAAGCCGAAGGAAUUAUACACGAUACGGAAUCUAAAUUAGAAGAAUUCAAGGCACAACUUCCACAAGACGAGUGCGAUAAGUUGAAAGAAUUGGUUGCCAAGACAAGGGAAACAUUAGCCAAAAAAGAUGAUAUGGAUCCAGAGGACAUUAAGAAACAAACCAAUGAAUUGCAGCAAGCAAGUUUGAAAUUGUUCGAAAUGGCAUAUAAAAAAAUGGCGGCAGAAAGAGAAAGCAGCAGCGGCAGUAGUAACCAAAGUCAACAAGAACCUCAAGAGAAGAAAGAGGAGAAAAACUAAUGAAACUCUAACACAUCUUGAACAUCAUCUUUGGAUCCUAAGAAAACUGGUGAUCUUUGAUGAAUAUUUUCCGGAAUUAUAUCUAAAAUAUCGAUUUUUCCAUUUGAUGCGAGACCUCCUGCUUCUUUUAUUAUAUAAGCCAUUGGUAUGCUCUCAUAUAAAAGACGUAGCUACGAAUAUAAUUACGUUAUUUUCGUUAGUAUUAGUUUUCGAAAAUACUGCUGAUAUUCAGCUCGUUAGAAACUCCUACAGAUUUGUUAUACCUUGCCAUUGGGAUUGUUUUUCGUUGAAGGAUACAAGAAAAUUCCUCCAUAUUUAAUAGUCCUAUGUACAUCAGCAACCAUUGAACCAACGUAUCGAGAAUUAUAUGGUUUACCGUUACUCGGGUAUUUUUUGGAAUGAAUAUAAUCUUUUAUAGUUGAAUCCCACGUACUCUCAUUUCCUUCGUUAAUACUGUCAGUUAACAUAAUUAUUGAUCAAGUUCUUUUUAGGUUGUCGAUAAAUAAUUAUACAGAUAUAGUAC